Nanorana parkeri is the source of this 334-nucleotide messenger RNA. RefSeq names its product chromosome unknown C9orf16 homolog (gene BBLN). The record is from RefSeq and is a predicted model, not a curated record. The transcript is spliced from 2 exons. NCBI's taxonomy places the organism in Eukaryota, Metazoa, Chordata, Amphibia, Anura, Dicroglossidae. The coding region runs from base 86 to 334 and encodes 82 amino acids.
CUGACAGGCGGCGAUCACGUGACAUCCCUUAUAUAAAUAAGGACAGUCACAUGACCACCAGUCAGUCACAUGACACACAGGCAGAAUGUCAGGACCUAAUGGUGACCCUCAGGUGCCUAUGGGCGAGGUGUCCGAGGAGGAAGAUUACGCAGCGUUGGAUUUUGUGUUGGACCAAAUUAACUUUUGCCUGGAUCACCUAGAAGAGAAGAAUGACCUUUUGCACGCACAGCUUCAGGAUCUUUUGGAAUCCAAUCGGCAGGCUCGGCGUGAUUUCCAACAGCAGAUAAGCCAGAGUGGAAACGGGGAUAGCGCACAAAAGGAUGCUGGGGUGUAA